Messenger RNA from Solenopsis invicta (red fire ant), 2651 nucleotides. It is a transcript of the gene Sf3a1, whose product is annotated as splicing factor 3A subunit 1. Gene Ontology annotation, molecular function: protein binding; RNA binding. The transcript has 11 exons. Lineage: Eukaryota; Metazoa; Arthropoda; Insecta; Hymenoptera; Formicidae. The record is from RefSeq and is a predicted model, not a curated record. Gene Ontology annotation, biological process: mRNA cis splicing, via spliceosome; regulation of alternative mRNA splicing, via spliceosome. The coding region runs from base 140 to 2449 and encodes 769 amino acids. Gene Ontology annotation, cellular component: U2-type prespliceosome; catalytic step 2 spliceosome; U2 snRNP.
CUGUGAAAAUGCGGCGUCGCACCGGUCGCACGACCACGCAGAAAGCAAGCAAGUGGACAAGAAGAUGGACGAUUUCUCAUAGCGUGAAGGAGAUAACAGUAAUAUAUUUAUCGCUGCAAAUACACUGAUUACGAGCACAAUGCCUGCGCCAGAAGUCGCGGUACCGCAGCCGCCGGCCACUGAGAACGAGGAGAACAACGUUCCCUCGUCGCAACCGAUCGUGGGCAUCAUUUAUCCGCCGCCUGAGGUUAGGAAUAUCGUUGAUAAAACCGCCAGUUUCGUAGCCAGGAACGGGCCGGAAUUUGAAUCCAGGAUCAGACAGAACGAGUUGGGCAAUCCCAAGUUCAAUUUUUUGAACUUUGGUGAUCCUUAUCAUGCUUACUAUCAGCAUAAAGUAAAGGAAUUCAAGGAAGGGAAAGGUCAGGAACCCACGGUAGGUUCAGCUCCUGGGAAAACCGUUAAUCUCACCGCGCAUCAAAAGCAGCAAGAAAUCUUGAAGCAAGUCGAACAACCGUUUGUACCCAAGGAUCCACCAACCGAGUUUGAAUUUAUCGCAGAUCCUCCUUCUAUAUCUGCUUUGGAUCUAGACAUUGUGAAGCUAACCGCUCAAUUUGUUGCACGUAAUGGAAGACAGUUUUUGACCAACUUAAUGAAUCGUGAGCAAAGAAAUUUCCAGUUUGAUUUCCUGCGGCCUCAGCAUUCCUUGUUUCAGUAUUUUACUAAACUCUUGGAGCAGUACACCAAGGUACUGAUUCCACCAAAAGAUUUAUUGCCGCGUCUCAAGGAUGAAGCACUCAAUAUGGAUAAAAUUUUGGAACAGGUGAAAUAUCGUGCAGAAUAUUUAAAAUAUCAAGAAGCACAAAGACGUAAGGAGGAGGAGGAAUUGGAAAGGGAAAGGGUUGCCUAUGCACAAAUUGACUGGCACGAUUUCGUCGUAGUUGAGACUGUGGAUUAUCAACAGUUUGAAGUCGGUAAUUUCCCAGCGCCGACAACACCAGACGAAGUCGGCGCACGUGUCCUUAUGCAGGAACGUAUAGAAGAUGGUGAGGAUGUAGAAAUGCAAAUUGAUAGUGACGCAGACGAUGAAACGCAGACUCGCACAGACGGCGAGAAAACCGAUCGUGCGAAAGAUAAUAAUCAAGUGCAAGAUAUGGAGGAAGAUUCUAGCGAUGAGGAUGAUGUGUCUCCACCAGGUGACACUCACAAAUCUAAAGAACCCAAACCACGAGAAACGAGCAUGCAACCGCCUCCAUUGCCGCCUACGCCAGGAAACGUGGUAGUUAAGAAAGGAUACGAUCCAAAACAACAUGCUCCUAAAACUAGUCGUCCUGCGGCUCCUGAUGAGUACCUGAUUUCUCCGAUUACUGGCGAACGUAUUCCCGCUAGUAAGGUGCAAGAACAUAUGCGUAUCGGAUUGUUGGAUCCACGCUGGGUCGAGCAGAGAGACAAGCAUCUGGAUAAAUUGGCGCAGGAGACUGUAUUCGCACCGGGCACGGCGAUCGAGGCGAGUCUCAAGCAACUUGCCGAGAGGCGUACCGAUAUCUUCGGUGUAGGCGAUGAAGAAACUGCAAUUGGUAAGAAGAUUGGCGAAGAGGACAAAAAGAAGGAUGACAAGGUUACAUGGGACGGUCACACCUCGAGUGUGGAAGCAGCGACGAGAGCAGCGCGGGCCAACAUUACGCUUGAAGAACAAAUUCAUCAGAUACAUAAGGUCAAGGGUCUUUUGCCUGAUGAGGAGAAGGAGAAGAUCGGUCCGAAACCAGUAAAUCGCGCAACCGAGCUUUCUCAUAUGGCUGCUGCCGCUUCAAAGCCGCAAGCUACAUUGAAAGCACCUCCGAAGCCUCCUGCACCAAAGCCUAUACCAGUACCUACUCAACCUCCUCCACCGCCGACCAUGAGUAUGCCUACUAUGGGUAUACCCCAACCAAUGAUGCCACAGCCACCGAUGAUGAUGAUGGCACCUAUGCCACCUAUGGCGCCUAGACCACCACCUCUGAUGACCCCGGCGAUGUCACCAUUUAUGCCAACGCCACCGCCAAUACAGCCACCAAUGACGGCCGCUAUUGGGUUAAAACAUCCUGCUAGUAAACCAUUGGAAGAUGAACCGCAAGCUAAAAAACUGAGAACCGAGGACUCAUUAAUUCCAGAACAACAGUUUCUUGCUAGAAAUAAGGGUCCUGUACAAAUUAACAUAGCUGUGCCUAUGAUGACAGAGAAGGCUGAAUGGAAAUUGAACGGUCAGACAUUGAAUGUUACUUUACAAGUAAGCGAUACUGUGGCAACUAUGAAAGCGCUUAUUCACGAACAAAUUGGCAUGCCACCUGGGAAACAAAAAUUACAAUACGAGGGAAUGUUCUUCAAAGAUAAUAAUACUCUUGCAUAUUAUAAUUUAACAUCCGGUAAUGUUAUCAACUUGCUACCGAAGGAGAGAGGUGGUAGGAAAAAGUAAAUAAAAGGGUAAAUAUAUAAAUUAAAUAUACAGAAUUAUUAUAAUAGUGAUGUGUUAUAUCAUUUAUUGAUAUAACCCUAACAAUUUUAUUGCUGUAACCAUUUUGAAGUAUCAUAUGAUCAAAAUAUAUAUUGUGUUUAUUCUUAAGAUCAUAUAAUACAUAUAACAAUUAUAAUAUUAAUAAAUAUUACAUCAAAUAAGA